This is a messenger RNA of Notechis scutatus (mainland tiger snake), 1377 nucleotides long. Lineage: Eukaryota; Metazoa; Chordata; Lepidosauria; Squamata; Elapidae. The record is from RefSeq and is a predicted model, not a curated record.
AUGGCUCAAGGGGGCUGUUCUUACUUUUCUGCUUCUAUAAAAGAAAGUCGUUUUGCAGAUGUAGGGAAAUCUCUGGAUUUGUUUGGAACAGCAUUUCAGCCCAGAGAAAAAAUAAACUCGCGGUACACAGCAAAGGAAGGAAAAGAGAAGUUCUCUCCUAUAAUUCUGGCUGGGACUCUUGGAAAAUUCUGGGGAAGGUCUUGGCAGAACAUCUUGGAAGAAGAAACCACCCGUUGGAUUGUGCAGCAUCACCCUUUCAAGUUCUUCUGUAAGGAGGUUGAGGGACCUCGAGAACUUUGCAGCCAACUUCAUCGCCUUUACCAUCAGUGGCUGAAGCCAGAGAAGCACACGAAAGCUCAGAUGUUGGACCUGGUGGUCCUGGAGCAGUUCCUGGCCAUCCUGCCCCCAGAAAUGGAGCGCUGGGUGCGAGAGUGUGGAGCAGAAACCAGCUCCCAGGCAGUGGCCCUCGCAGAAGGUUUUCUCCUGAGCCAGGCGGAGGACAAGAAGCUAGCAGAAAUGCAGGUUUAUGAACCCUUCAUGGAGAUGGCUGUUGAAUAUCCCAAAGCAAGGGGCAGUGUGUCAUAUUCCUCUCAGAAGCUGGCUUCUAGAGGUAUCUCCCAGGAAGACCCACCUCUAAGUACUUCCACAGCAAUUAAUUUCUCUGGGGAAGAAUGGACUCUGCUGGAUUUUGACCAGAAAACUAUAUACACAGAAGUCAUGCUGGAAAAUGCUAAGAUUGUGGCCUCCAUACGUGAUGAGCAGAAGUUUGAGGAUGAUAAGAAGCCAGUAGCAGAAAAAUUGCAAGCAGUCAAGAAUAAAAUUAAAGAAACUUUCUUUGAAAAUCCACAGGGACCAAAAAGGCCUAAGGAAAACCAACUCAACAACAGGGUGGAGAAAUCGACAAUGCAAUGUGCAGAAAUCCAUGUCUUCCUGCCCCAAGAAGAUCAUAAAAAGAAAAAUUGUAUAAGGUGUGGAAACAUAUUGAGGAAUAUGUCCAAUUUCUGUGACUGCUGUGAAACCCUCAUCAAAGAGGAACAAUACAGACACAAAAAGCAAAGAAAAAAUGAUAACUGGGACCAUGCUCUCUCUUUACACCAAAGCGCCCACGCCGGAGAAAAAUCCUUUAAAUGCCUGGAGUGUGGGAAAAGUUUCAGUAAGAGCAGUAAUCUGAAUGCCCACAAAAGGAUCCACACAGGGGAGAAACCAUACAAAUGCCUGGAUUGUGGGAAAAGCUUCCGCAAGAACGGUAACCUUACAUCCCAUAUAAGGAUCCACACAGGGGUGAAACCAUACAAAUGCAUGGGCUGUGGAAAAAGUUUCAGGUGGAACAGCAAUCUUACUUCCCAUAAAAAGAUCCACAUAGCGGAGAACCAUUGA